UCAUACCACCACAGUGACCGCUGGAGGUCUCACUCUAAAAAUAGACAGGGGCUUAGCCUUUAAUGCAUUUAUUGUUGUAUAUGGGUUAUACAGCCCACACACUAGCCUGACCAUGCUCUACUAAAAUGACAGUCUUCUCAUUAGAUGUGUAGGUGCGGUUGUUCUGCUAAUGCAGUCCAGCGCGUCCGGACGGCAAUCUUACUUUUGAUGCAUGAGAGUUUGAGGAUUUUCAGCCGCUGAGCAAGCAUCUGGGCAGAAUCAUUUGCAUUAUGGCUUCGGAUCCAGAAAAGAACAAUCAGCGUGUGAAACAGCUUUUGGGGAAACCUGGGAAUGGAAACUGUGCCGACUGCGGAGCUGCAGAUCCUGAAUGGGCAUCCUACACUCUGGGAGUGUUUGUGUGUCUCAGCUGCUCCGGCCUUCAUAGAAAUAUUGUUCAGAUCAGCAAAGUGAAAUCUGUUCUGUUGGAUCCCUGGAGCUUCUCUGAGGUGGAGUUUAUGGAUUCUGUGGGUAACAAUGCUGCCAAGGCUAAAUAUGAACAGAUAGUUCCUGCCUUCUACUACUGCCCUACACAUAAAGACUGCACGCUCCUGCGAGAACAAUGGAUCCGAGCCAAGUACGAGAGAAAGGAGUUCCAGUGUGUGGACAGGCAGGAGCCUUACUCGGCAGGCUACAGAGAGGGGUUUCUAUGGAAACGAGGCAGAGACAACGGACAGUACCUGAGCCGGAAAUUCAUUCUGACAGAACGGGAAGGUGUUUUGAAGUACUUCAACAAGCACGAUGCCAGAGAGCCCAAAGCGAUAAUGAAGAUAAAUAGUGUGAAUGCCACUUUCCAGCCAACAAAAAUCGGCGUUGCCCAUGGCCUGCAGAUAACUUAUUUGAAGGACAACAGCACUAGGAAUAUCUUUAUUUACCAUGAGGAUGGAAAGGAAAUAGUGGACUGGUUUAAUGCCAUCAGAGCAGCCAGGUUUCACUACCUUCAGGUGGCUUUUCCUGGAGCAUCCACCUCUGAUUUGUUGCCAAAGCUAACCAGGAACUUCAUAAAGGAGGGUUACAUGGAGAAGACUGGUCCAAAGCACACAGAGGGCUUCAAGAAGAGAUGGUUCACAAUGGAUGACAGGAGGCUCUUGUACUACAAAGAUCCACUGGAUGCUUAUGCACGAGGCGAGGUGUUCAUUGGCGGUAGGCAAAACAGCUACUUUGUGGUUCCAGGCCUCCCCCCGAACACUCAGGGCUACCAUUGGCAGUUUGGAAUUACCAUCGUGACCCCAGACAGGAAGUUUCUACUUGCGUGCGAGACUGUCGAGGAUCAGAAAGACUGGAUUUCUGCAUUUCAGAUUGUUAUCAACAGACCGAUGCUGCCUCAAGAGUAUGCAGUAGAGGCCUAUUUUAAGCACAAACCAUGACUGUCUUAAUGCUUGAAGAUCUGACGCAGUGAUUGAAGCAAGACGAAGAGAAGGACCUUGGAUACGUCAUUGAUAUCUCAUAAUGGAAGUUUUUAUAAAGACUUAAGGGUUUCGAAGAAAAAUACCUAAUGAGAUAGUAACCAUUCCCCCAGUGACUCCUUUACUAUUUUUACCAUCCUGCUCAACCUCAUUAUGUGACAGACCCAUUGCUUAGGGAGUCGGAAUAACUCCUAAGCUCAUGAAUGUUAGCCUUACCCACUCAUCUGUGUGGUGAUGUUACUUACUUACCUGACAGAGGCCUGUCUUUACUGACCUGUAUGUUUGUAGGAAUCAGAAUCGUUGCUGCUCGGAUAACAAAAUAUGUUUUUCUCUGUUUUCAGUAAUAUAACAAGUAUGCAGAUGCUCACAUUUAUUCCAUAUACGAGUAAAAUGAUUCUCAAUGUAUUUAUUUUUUUAACUGUCAAAUUUGCUAUAAGCAGUUUGUGAUGCUAUAUUGCCAAACACUGCAGGUAUAAUUUUUUUUAUAUUCAAGCAGCUGAAUGUUAACUGGUUUGUGUAAUGUUUAUGAUCACAUGCAUUGUUUCUCUUUUUUGUAAAACUGUAUGACAAUAGUGACCCACUUCAGCAUUUACUUUAAUGUGGUAUAACUUAACCAGCAGAUGGAGACAGAGGAAAGGAUUUAAACUUGCUAUGACCCCCCCCCCCCCCCACACACACACAAACACCAGGAGAUCAUUAGGCUCAUCAAAUCAGUGACUGCAUGUGUACAUAGUUUGUCAAAGUGCUAAAGAGAUAUUUUGAGCAGUAUUAUGAUCCUUUUGUUAAAAGUGGAGUGUAAAAUGAGUAAAAUGAUACGGAAAUGUCGUCAUUAUUAAAAGGGUUAAAGCCACAUCACCUUCAGUUUUUAUUAUAGUUAUCUUUCAGUUACAAGAAAUAAGUUGCACAUUGAAAAGUAGUAAAAACAAAAAUCAAUACAUUACUGUGAACAUCAAGAUAGGAAAAACAUGAAAAUGUACAGUAAAUGCUGUACAGAGAUAUCCAGUUUCUAUGACUAACAUUAAAUCUACCAAAGCAACCGUCAAAUAGAAAAGAGGCCUAUGCUUCUUUCAUUAACAACUGGUUAACAGAAUAAAUGCACUGUGCUAAUGUUUUUAAGUAACAUGGCACUAUAUACCCCAUUUAUAUAUUCAUGAUUGGAAAAUGAAAGCAGGCUACUGAUGUUUGCACAUUUGACUAAAAAAUGAACGUUAGAAAUGAAGAGAUAUACACAUCUGUUUGUUGUAAACAAUACUUUGGGUGAGAUUGCCGACAUACUGUUGGUCUUUGUUUCCCCAGAUACCCCACUAAAACCUUAUCCAUACUCAUAUACCAUCUAAAGUGCUAUUCUCCUCAAUCCAAACUUUUUUUACAUGGAGAAAAAAAGUGUUUACAUCACGUUUGUCAAAUCAUGUUUCCAAUUUUUUCAAAAUUAAAGACUACAUAAACAAGUACAAGAGACGUUGCAUUAGAGAUCUCCAAAACUCAACAUAGAUCCUUUAAUAUUGAAAUAAUCCCCAAAGUGUUUUAGCUUUUAUGACACAUACACUGCCAUGUUUCUGACUAUUUGUUUAAACUACUGUACUACCACAGCUGAAUCAUGGAAAUGCUUGGACUGAGUUUAUGCUGGUGAGCUAAAUUGGCUUCAAAGAGCCUGUUGAAUUACAGACAUGAACACUGAACCAUGGACAGAACAAGCAUAACUAUACAGUACAUCUAUAAUGAACAUUCAUCCACACGCUGACCAAGGGGACAACAUUCAACCAAAAUGCUGCCUGUCACUGACACUUUAAAUCAAUCUGAAAUAAACAACCUUACUUGGAAAAACAUCAUAAAUCCUGGUGCGAGAACAUCCCAUCACAAUAACAUAAACACAAAAGGUGAAGCAAAGGUAGGUGUCCGAUUCAAUGCUGGGGUUUAAAAUAACAUGCAGCUAGAUUUUUGGAAGAAAUUAAUUAAUCUAUUAAUAGGUUAAUAACUGAGGUGUGGAGCGUCUAACUUAGUCUUUCACAAACCACAACCUGGGGCUACAUCCACAGCUGCAGAAUGAGAUGGAUAAGGAAAAGCAGGACACAUGAAAUAGAGUAGGGCAGUGAGAUGAAGGACAACAGAUGGAGGAUGUUCUGAUGGAGACAGGGAGGUUUGACAGGGUAGAAACAAAAAGGGGAAAACGAUUUAUACCUCGCUGGAGCUGACUCCUCAUCUUUGAUCUCACAAGAUACACCAACGGUGGGAACAUGUGAACAUGAGUGAUCCCCAUACACACAAAUAAAUACACACA
Molecule: messenger RNA, 3720 nt
Organism: Anoplopoma fimbria (sablefish)
Lineage: Eukaryota; Metazoa; Chordata; Actinopteri; Perciformes; Anoplopomatidae
Product: arf-GAP with dual PH domain-containing protein 1-like
Exons: 11
Coding region: 270-1403 (377 amino acids)
Biological process (GO): positive regulation of GTPase activity
Cellular component (GO): intracellular membrane-bounded organelle; plasma membrane
Molecular function (GO): phosphatidylinositol bisphosphate binding; GTPase activator activity
Source: RefSeq, a predicted model, not a curated record